CUACCCGGUGAGGGUUCCUUUUUUUUUUUUUUUUUUUUUUUUUUUUUUUUUUUUUUACUACUACAGAGAUGGCUGCGAAAGUGUGCAGAUCGGUCCUCCUGUUGUCCCGGAGCAGCGGAGCGGCGGCCGGCAGCCUCCCUGUACUUGUCUCGCCUUCACAGCGGCACCAGCGGCAUAUAAGAGCGGAGGUGCUGCCUGCUAUUUUCACCCGUCACACUGUCAGGAGAGCUCAUGGCCUUCGGUCAGCAGCCCACCCCACGCUCUUCACCCAGACUCCCACUGCCCUGUCUCCACGGGUCUGGAAGGGCGCCCCCUCAUGGCAUGGCCAGAGACUGUUUUGCUCCUCCACUACCCCAGAAGACGUGACAGUGGUGUACCAGAACGGUCUACCUGUGAUAUCGGUUAAUUUGCCGUCCAGACGAGAGCGCUGUCAGUUCACCCUAAAGCCUCUCAGUGACUGCGUGGGAGUUUUCCUGCAGCAGCUCCAGGCGGAGGACCGAGGCAUCGACCGUGUGGCCAUCUACUCCAUGG
This is a messenger RNA of Cyprinodon variegatus (sheepshead minnow), 531 nucleotides long. Its product is annotated as calcium uniporter protein, mitochondrial-like. The transcript has 4 exons. The record is from RefSeq and is a predicted model, not a curated record. The annotation marks the transcript as partial. Lineage: Eukaryota; Metazoa; Chordata; Actinopteri; Cyprinodontiformes; Cyprinodontidae.